Molecule: messenger RNA, 309 nt
Organism: Haemonchus placei
Lineage: Eukaryota; Metazoa; Nematoda; Chromadorea; Rhabditida; Trichostrongylidae
Source: the annotation of a GenBank genome assembly
AUGUACACCAAUGACCUGGUUUGGAGUGAUGAGUGGGCGGAAAAGGCACUGGAUUGGCUAAACUCACCAGAACAACGGGACAGUAUAAAUGCUGAUAUGGCCGUUGGAGGAAGAGGUUUAAUUGUGAAUGCGGACGAGAAAGCAGUCUGGCAAAAAAUACUCGACGUCUUAGAAAUACAUUUUGAUGAAAAGGAAGCAGAACUCGACAGCCUUCCCGCUGGCACGCUCUACGGAUGCAACGGCUACAUGAGCACAAGGAGCACGGAGGAUGAUUACGUGUCUGCCGUCUGCCUUUAUAAAAGACAGUAG